Molecule: messenger RNA, 2031 nt
Organism: Drosophila serrata
Lineage: Eukaryota; Metazoa; Arthropoda; Insecta; Diptera; Drosophilidae
Product: calphotin
Source: RefSeq, a predicted model, not a curated record
GCCGCCGCUGCUCCAGUUGCAGCUGCUCCAGUUGCCGCUGCUCCUUCCGCUGCUCCUACCGCUGCUGCUCCUGCCGCUCCUCCAGUCGCCGCUCCUCCAGUCGCCGCUCCUCCAGUCGCCGCUGCUCCAGUCGCUGCUGCUCCAGUUGCCGCUGUUCCUGCCGCUGCUCCUGCCGCUCCUGCCGCCGCUGCUCCUGUUGCUGCUGCUCCUAUUUCUGCUGAACCAGUGGUCGCUGCUCCAGUCGCUGCUGCUCCAGUCGGUGCUCCUCCAGUCGCAGCUGCUCCUGCCGCCGCUGCUCCUGUUGCUGCUGCUCCAGUUGCUGCUCCUGUUUCUGCUGAACAAGUGGUCGCUGCUCCAGUCGCUGCUGUUCCUGCCGCCACUGCUCCAGUUACCGCUGCUCCUGUUGCCGCACCUCCUGUAGCUAGUCCUCCUGUCGAAGCACCGGCAGCUGCACCUGCACCUGACACUGAUGUUGCCCUUCCCGCGGAUCCAGUUCCUUCUGAUUCCACACUACCCGCUGCUGCUGCUCCACUUGACAGUCCUCCCGUCGCCACAGCUCCAAUCACUGAAGAUCCCUCAACUCCUGCCCCAGAAACUUUACAAGCUACUGUCUCUGUCGAGACACCGCCCACUGUUGAAGCAACACCUGCUGCUGCCACUUCCGUCAAUGAAGUAACGGCUCUAUCAGAGACCGCUCCUCCAGCUGUCUUAGACCCAGCUACAACGGCAACGGAUGUCAAUUUGGAGACUAAUCCGCCCGUUUCAAGCGAAGCUCAUACACCUCCAGUUAAUGUCGUUGAUGCCCCUCCUGUCAACUCGGAAGCAGAAACAGUAUCCGUGCCUCCUUGCGAACCCAUAGUUGAACCAGUUACGGAGGCUAAAGUUCCCGAACCGGUGGUUGCUCCAAAGGAAGCUGUUGCUCCGCCGGCAGCAGAAGUUCCAGCACCAAUAUCCGAAGAACUCACUGCCACAGCGGAAGCCUCACCACCAGUUCCGGAAACCGUUGAAGCCACCUCUGUUGAGGAAUCCACAGCGGUUCCAGAAACUGUUCCAGAACAAAUUCCUACCGCUGCAGAGGUCCCAGUUAGCGAGACUCCAGUUCCUGAGCCAACUGCAGAGACUUCCGCUCCAGUGGAGGAGAUCAUUCCAGAACCCGCUGCAGUCGACGCUUCCGCGAUUAAUCCUGAACCUGUUAUCGAGGUAGCAGCAGUUGAACCUGUUGUUGAGGAAGUUGUUGCUACCCCGGCUCCAGUUGAGGAUCGACCUAAUCCAAACCCUGAAGAGCCAGUCACUAUAGUCGAAGCGCCGGUACCUGUUCCUGAAGAAACUCCCAUCCCCGAUCCAGUCAUAGCUGCCGAAACCACACCUGAAGCAAUAGCGACAGAAACCCAAGAUGUUCCUGCCACUGCUGAUAUUUCCGGCCAAGAGGCUACAGCUGCAGCUUCCGAGGAGGCAGUGAUAGCAGCUCCAGAAGCAGAUCCUAAUGUAGAACCAACUCCUGCGGCAGAAGAAGCUGUUGCAGCAAGUGCACCUGCUCCGGAAGCAGAGCCUCCAGCUGCUGAUCCAAAUAUAGGAACUGAAGUAAUGGCUGGGGAACCCAUUCCAGCUGCAGAAAGCAUUAAUGCACCAGAAACUCCAGCCAUUAUUGCUGAAGAUCCUCCCCAAAUUGUAACGGGUGCCGAGCCGGCAGAAUCUGUUCCAGAAGCAGUUUCUGCCGUAGAGGUUCCUUCAGAUGAACUUGCAGAUCGAUCAGCGGAUCCAAACUCCGUUCCUGUGGCAAAGAUAACACCUUUGUUGAGGGAUCUCCAAACCACCGAUGUCUCCCUCCUGGCCAUUGCAGCCACCUUGGAUGCCAUUGGAGAGAAGCUGAAGGAUCAAAAGGCUCGCAAUCAGCAAGUAAUGGACAGGCUAUGCGAAAUUGAGAAAAUACUGGGUCCACCGAAAACGAAUUAGAUUAAACUGAGUUACAUAUGUUUUGUUCAGCUUCCUAGAAAUGCUACCAUAUUACUGAAUAAAUAAAUGAUAAAAGUA